This is a messenger RNA of Xiphophorus couchianus (Monterrey platyfish), 3923 nucleotides long. It is a transcript of the gene trib2, whose product is annotated as tribbles pseudokinase 2. Gene Ontology annotation, cellular component: nucleus. Gene Ontology annotation, biological process: protein phosphorylation; regulation of MAP kinase activity; positive regulation of proteasomal ubiquitin-dependent protein catabolic process. Lineage: Eukaryota; Metazoa; Chordata; Actinopteri; Cyprinodontiformes; Poeciliidae. Gene Ontology annotation, molecular function: ATP binding; protein kinase activity; mitogen-activated protein kinase kinase binding. Bases 1023 to 2057 code for a protein of 344 amino acids. The record is from RefSeq and is a predicted model, not a curated record. The transcript has 3 exons.
UCCUCCCCCCUCCUUCGCAUCUCUCUCUCUCUCUCUCUCUGUGUGUGUACAGGCGCAGUGUGUGCAGCUUCGCUCUGCACUGAAUGAACUAGAUUCCCGGCCACGUAAGAAGCACAGCGGUACCACGGGAGAGAGGAUGUCCUGCUGAAUCAAGGGAUUGGCCUGGGAAAGUCGGCCGUCCCUUCCUUCCUUCCUUCCACAAGCUUUGCAGCGGCAUUCACAGGCGACAGACGGCACAUUUCUUCUACUGGAUAAGUUCAAGCGGAGGAUAGAGAGCGCUGACCCGAGCGACACAAAGAGCUUCAGCAGUCUCUCCGGAUGGGGCUCUCUCCUUAUGACAAUCACCGUGCAUGGAUGUGAUCCCGGGGAACAAGGCCGUGCACUGACCUGGUACUCGUUAGCCCACCAAGCUAACCAGUUAGCUCUGCACCUGCUAGCAAAACCCUGACGAAUUUCAGCAGCUAUUAUUAGCUCAGAAACUUGCUUAAUUUGUUUGGCUUGUGCAUUCCUUAAAUGCGACUGCAAGCCGCGUAAAAAAAAAAUAUUGUUUCCGUUUUACGAAACGUCUCUUAGAAUUUCACCGGCGAGAUAAGCUAGCGGACCGUUGACUUUAGCAGCCUUCAUUCAUUUUUAAAAGCUAACUUUUGGUAGCCUUUGUUGCAGCUUUUUGUCUUGCAUCCACGUUAAUGAAACUGCACCUCGUUGUUGAAGGCUUUCAGAGAGCUCUGGCCUUACAGUCAGGUAUUUAACACAGACUUCAUUCCAUGAAUGUAUAACAAAGGGGAGCAAAUGAGCUGUGGACAAAUUAAACCCUUUUUGAGUAUAGUAUCUCGCCGGUUGACAUAAAACCAAAGCACGGUACUUUAAAUUCACGUUAUUAUUGUUUUAUUAUCCAUACAUAUAUACGUGACAUAUUUUAAAGUAUCGUGCGAGCUAGAGGUGCCCUAACCGAGGAAGAGGAGAACAAGGAGAAAACUUCAUAUAUAUAUAUUUUUUGUGUGGAGAUUUCGCACUUAUUCCUCAUGAACAUACAGAGGUCAAAUCCAAUCAACAUUUCACGUUAUGGGAGAUCGCGACACAAAUCGCACGAUUUUGAAGAAUUGUCUUGCCUAAGGACUACAGAGUCGAACCAGAGUUUCAGCCCGAACCUCGGCUCCCCCAGCCCGCCGGAGACCCCGGACUCCUCGCACUGCAUCUCCCGCAUCGGGGACUACCUUUUGUUGGAGCCGCUGGAGGGAGACCACGUUUUCAGAGCCGCCCACCUGCACAGCGGGGACGAGCUCAUAUGUAAGGUUUUCGACAUUGGCCGGUACCAGGAGUCGCUGGCGGCCUACUUUGCCCUGGGCCAGCAUGAGCACAUCAACCAGAUCCUGGAGAUUUUGCUCGGCGAGACGCGAGCCUACGUGUUCUUCGACAGGAGCCACGGCGACAUGCACUCCUUCGUCCGCACCUGCAAGAAGCUGCGGGAAGACGAGGCCGCCCGGCUCUUCUAUCAGAUAGCCUCGGCCGUGGCACAUUGCCAUGACAACGGACUGGUCCUCCGUGACCUCAAGCUGAGGAAGUUCGUCUUCAAGAACGAGGACAGAAACCUUGUUAAACUGGAGAGCCUCGAGGACUCUUACAUUCUUGCUGGUCUUGACGAUUCGCUGUCAGACAAACAUGGCUGCCCGGCCUACGUCAGCCCGGAGAUCCUCAACGCCAACGGCAGCUACUCGGGCAAGGCGGCCGACGUCUGGAGCCUGGGCGUCAUGCUCUACACCAUCCUCGUGGGGCGCUACCCUUUCCACGACGUCGAGCCGGGAUCGCUGUUCAGCAAAAUCCGCCGGGGCCACUUCAACAUCCCAGAGACGCUGACGCCGAAGGCCAAGUGCCUGAUCCGCUCCAUACUGCGCCGGGAGCCGGCGGAGCGCCUCACCUCCCGGGAGAUCCUGGAGCACCCAUGGUUCGCCUCCUCCGGAGUGCUGGGGGGGUUCCAGGCGCACGGCAGAGGGGAGAGGGAGCAGGAGCAAAUGGUGCCUGAGGUGAACAUGGAGGAGGAGCUGGAGCUUUUUAGCUGAACCGCCCCCACCGACGAAGAAGCACAAAACAGAGAACGCCGCCACGGGUCGGCUCGCCACGGUAUCAACAGAGCUCCACUUCUCCCCCCUGCACCCCCUCCCUCAAAAAAAAAAAAAAAAAGAACAGUAGUGUAGAGAUAAAUAGAUGAAUUUGUCACUCAUAAUAAAGGUGUUUCCAUCGUGUUUUCCUUUUCCACCACUUCAUGGAAAACCUUGAGCCUGGCAUGACAAAUGGCAUCUAUACACCAUCUGGCGGCGCGCUCUCCCCAUUUGGGGAUGUCGCUGCCAGACAUGCAAGUUGCAAACAAUGUAGCAAUUUUAUUUUAUUUUUUUUCUUGCGUGUUUUGGUUUAAUGUGGUGCUCAUACGAAGUUGAAGCAUUCACCUUUUUUUUUUUUUUUUGACACUAUUAAGCGCAUGAAGGGACAUAUGAAGACUGUAAACCAAGGACAACCAUACUAAACGAACUGCAGCACCACAUUUUUUUUUCUUACAAAUUUAGCUUUUUCUUUUUCUUCUUUUGUGCUUUUUGCGUCGCCAUGGCUGCGGCCGGUAAUAGAGCAGCGCCGCAGACCCAAAGUUAGAAAGGGCAACCCCACGUUUUGUUGCUAAGCCGAUACAACUGACUUGGGACCACUAGGAAACAGAGCAUCUUUGUCUCUUUGUCAUCAUUGCAUAAGAAAAAAAAUGUCUGACCUCAGUUUUUUUUUUUUUUUGUUUUCUUUGUAUCUCAAUGCUGACAAUUCUGACAGUCACUAAACUCCUUGGUGGCCUUUUUUUCUUUCAGUCACGUCUCUUAAGCUUCUACCAUGCUUUCAUUUAUUGCUUUUGUCUCUUAAGCUAUUCUAAUCUGCUCCUCGCUGCUUUAAUAUCUUUCCAUAAACCCUUUUUUAUCCAUUUUCUGUGUGAUCAUCCCAACAUGGCAUAAAGCACUUGGUGCGUUAGGUUAACGGACACUUCCACCUUCUUGAAAUUAGCUUCCUUUUUAUUUUUUUAUUUAAAUUUCAGUUGCAGAAGCGAUGACGUUUAUUUAAAUUGUAACAGCUAUAAAAAUAUAUAUAAAUGAAUAUAAAUAUAUAUUUAAAAACUACAUAGCAGGGUAUUUCUUUACCAAGAGAUUCCUUUUUUUUUUUUUUCCCCAUGUAUGACGUAGGCAAUAUUUUGACACAGGACAGGUGUGAAGUGAAAACGCGCCUGUCUGAAGUUUUAAAGAAAAAAAAAACACCAUCUAUGCCAGUAUUCCUGUGCCCCCAACAGGCCAUGCCACCCAGUCUCCCUCAUUUCUUUUGGAGGAAUUAAAAUAAAAUAAAAAUCUAGAUAUGGGAUAUUCAGUAGUGGUAUUGCUAUUCCAUAAUCACUCCAUGACCUCAUGUUAGUUUUUUCCUACUGCCUGUGUAGGUUCUGUGAAAGGAUCACGCUCAAAUUGGGUAGCAGUGGACAUGUUUCGUCGUAUCUCAAUGUUACUUGAAUUUGUGUUUUUUAACCGAGUCAGUGGCAUGUGCUCCAUGAAUGCUAUAGCCUGCCUAGCGAGGGGUUACGGGCGGGUUGGGGUUUGGAGGAUGCUUUUUUUUUUGGUUUUCCUUUCUUUUCAAGAAAAGCUAUUUUAACAGAAAAAAAAAAAUCUCAAUUGAGUUGCUUUUCAGUUUAAAAUACGGCUAUAACUUUCAUUGUUUCUGUAGACUGAGCUACCUUUUUAUUUAAGUUGGUGCUGGUUUGGUGCUAAGGUUUAGUUUUUUUUUUUCCUGUUUUGUUCCUUGGCGGGUGGGGUGGUGCAUGGUGGGAUAUCUGCCUCAGAUGUUCAGAUUGUAUUGUAACAGAUUCUGGUGUUUUGUCCAAAUUUAUUCAGUAAAUAAAUUGUGAAAUGAUA